Messenger RNA from Lotus japonicus, 2161 nucleotides. Its product is annotated as eukaryotic translation initiation factor 4B2. Gene Ontology annotation, molecular function: mRNA binding; translation initiation factor activity. NCBI's taxonomy places the organism in Eukaryota, Viridiplantae, Streptophyta, Magnoliopsida, Fabales, Fabaceae. The transcript has 3 exons. Bases 239 to 1831 code for a protein of 530 amino acids. The record is from RefSeq and is a predicted model, not a curated record.
CACACAUUCACCAAUCCUCGUCGAUCUACUUCUUGUUCUUCUUCAAUUCCCCUCUUCUCUUGUUUCAUUCAUCUUCCUUCACAUUCUUCGUGUUUCCCAUUUCCCUCACAUUCUUCGUUUUCUUCUCUGCAUGUUCUCGGAGCUCCGGCUCCAUUAACGGAGCUCCGGCUCACCUUUACAAAUCUCAAUUCAAACCAAACAAACAAACUCCAUUUUCUUCUCUGAGAUCUAUCUCCAAAUGUCCAAACCGUGGGGUAACAUCGGAGCAUGGGCGGCGGAUUCCGAACGCGCCGAGGAGGAGGAGCGUGAAGCCACGGCGGCCGCCGAGUCGCAAAGCUUCCCCAGUCUGAAAGAGGCUGUGACUGUCAAACCCAAGAAGGGCAAGAAGAUGACGCUCUCGGAGUUUAACAUGGGCGGUUUCAAUUCCUCUGGCGUUGAGAAACUCACGCCGGCUGAGAUGCUCCGUCUUCCUACCGGUCCUAAGGAGCGUUCCGCCGAGGAAAUGCAGUCCAGCCGCUACGGCGGCGGUGGAUUCUCGUCGUUUGAUCGUGGGAGUCGCAGGCCGGAGCGUGAUGGUGAUGGUUCUUGGGGUGCUGGGAGGAGAUCUUACGGCGGAUUCGACGAUGAGCGUAGGGGUCCUCCUAGUUCUAGGGUUUCGGAACUCGAUCAGCCGUCGAGGGCUGAUGAGGUGGAUAAUUGGGCGUCGAUGAAGAAAUCUCUCCCGUCUCUUGAUUCCGGCCGGGGGAAUCGAUAUGGUGGCGGGGGUGGUGGUGGUGGCGGUGGGUUUGGUGCAGGUGGUGGUGGUGGUGGUUUCGGUGCUGGUGGUGGAGGUGGUGGGUUUGGGGGAGGGUCCAGGGCUGAUGGGGUGGAUAAUUGGAUGUCUGGGAAGAAGCCUCUUCCGUCUACUGCUCCUCCUCCUGCCAGAUCUUCUGGUUAUUCUGGUUUUCGCGAUUCUGGUGGCGACCCCGAUCGGUGGCCGAGGCGUGAAAUGGAGCCUGACCGUGAGAGGCCAAGGUUGGUGCUGGAUCCGCGGAAGGGUGAUGGUUCUGUGAAUGAAACUCCUCCCGCAAUGACGAAUAAGCCGAGUCCGUUUGGUGCUGCUAGGCCUAGGGAGGAGGUGUUGGCGCAGAAGGGAUUGGAUUGGAAGAAGCUGGAUUCUGAAAUUGAGGCGAAGAAGGCUACAAGUAGGCCCACGAGUUCUCACUCCACCACCAGCAGGCCUUCCAGUUCUGAGGGUCCAGAUGCUGUGCUGAAACCAAGGCCGAAGGUGAACCCCUUUGGGGAAGCCAAACCAAGGGAGGUUUUGCUCGCCGAGCGAGGUGCUGAUUGGCGUAAGAUUGAUCUUGAAUUGGAGCGUCGCGGGGUUGACAGGCCUGAGACGGAGGAGGAAAAAUUAUUAAAAGAAGAAAUUGAUAAUUUGAAGAAGGAACUCGAGAAAGAGCCUAAAAUGAAUUCAAAUCAGGAAUCUGCUGAUGAGGCUGGUGCAAAUCAAACUGGUGCGCAUGCACUGUUACUACAAAAAGAAAGGGAGCUGGAACUUCUUAUCCAUGAUUUAGAUGACAAAGUUCGUUUUGGGCAGAAAGCUGUUGAUAGGCCAGGUUCAUCAGCAGGAAGGACUCCUGUUUUAUCUGAUAGGCCGCCAUCUCGCUCUGGCUCAUUUGAGGAUUCCAGAAGUGUGGAUUUUUCAGACCGCCCUCGAUCCCGCGGCACAGGAGAUGCUUGGAUGCGUCCUAGUGACGACCGAAGACAGUUUCAAGGUAGCAGGGAACGAGGGUUUUUUUCAGGCAGCAGAGACAUGGAUAGCAGGUCAAGGUCAAGAGAAAGAUGGUGACGAGCGGUUUUGUGUGGAUUAAGAGUUAUCUUCAACUUUUGAUGACCAGAACCUGAUAGUAUUUUGUUACUUUGUCUUUUUUAAUCGUUUUGUUCAUUCUACUCCAGGAAUUGGAGCAACAGUCAUUGAGUACUGGCAUAUUACUUUUGCCUUAAUCUGUUAUUGCUUCUCGAAACACUGUAAAUUUGUUUUCCCCUUUCGGCUAAUUUUUUGGGUGUCUGGAUGAAGGCAGUAAAAGCCUGUAACUUUAUUAGGACAUAAUUUUUAUUGAAGAUUAUGGAACUUUGCUAGUUAAUGUGAUUGUUCUAAUACGAUAUUAUUUUCCCCUCA